This is a messenger RNA of Dinoponera quadriceps, 1256 nucleotides long. RefSeq names its product UPF0193 protein EVG1 homolog. The coding region runs from base 296 to 1003 and encodes 235 amino acids. The record is from RefSeq and is a predicted model, not a curated record. NCBI's taxonomy places the organism in Eukaryota, Metazoa, Arthropoda, Insecta, Hymenoptera, Formicidae. The transcript has 5 exons.
UCGAAGUUAUCGCACGUCCGUUCGUUGCGGGUCAAAUAGCUCGCGAUGUCGAAUUCCGAUUUGAAAGUUAGUUCGAUCGAGUUGAGUCAUCUUCCCGAGUAGUCAUAGAAACGCGACGCGCCUCGUUACGGCGUUAGAUUAGCCGAGGGUGGGAUGGAUGAGCGUGUGCGUGAUUGUCGCUUCGGCGAGACGUAGCUCGUUCACGACAGUUCAUUCGGCAAUUGACGCAAUCGUACGCGCGUAAUCCUCGAAAGCCCGUCGGCGGGACCUUCGCCGGGACCUUCGGCGAGAAUCAAUGGAUCGAAAGUACCAGAAGGUCGGUCUCGGGGUGGGCGCGAUUCACAACCCCCCGAGAGCGAAGUACAGCGAGGACACUCGAAAUCUAAUUAAGCUGUUAAUGGAGGAAUCUAAGUUAACAAUGUUGCAAAGGAAAACGAUUCAGGAGGCCGUAGACAAGGGCGAGUCUUUACCGCCGUCCAUCGAUCGGAAGAAAACCAAGGACGCUGAUAAUAAGACGAGCGAACAUUAUUGCGUUAAAGCGCCGAGUGCCUGGAGGAGACGCUCGCAGGACACGAUUAUCAGCAGCGGCGCUUACGAGAGGGAGCAAUUCAGGAGAACAGCGCCUUUACCCAACAAGGACAAGCAGAAACGUCACUUAGCUUGCAUGAUGGCUUUCGGCAAGGAUAUUCCUGAGACCCCUCAUGGUCCCAAGAUCCUUCACCGAGCCAGACGAGAGCCACCAGCAAUACCUGAGGGCGUGGAUCCCCUAAACGAGCUGGUCGAAGCGAUUCAGGAGAGAAUGGACUUUUUGAACGACAUGGAGAGCCUCGGGAUGGAGAAGAAGUAUCAGCCGAUAAUACAGCAGGAGAUAGCGCAGAAAAUACGGUUGCUUGAAUUAAUGGAUAAGCAAAUGCCCGAAGAGACGCGAAAGAAGAUCGCGGGCUUCAAGUACAAGAAACCGCCGCCAAAGCCGUUCCCGAUGGAAGACUUGGACGAAAGUUGAUCUCCGCAAAUCGCCGUCGUGAUGUGAAUUGCGUGCGAUUGCACAUCAUUUUCAGCCGCCUCAUAAAUUGCGAGUAAUCUCAACAACGGGAAACGUAAAACGUAGCUCGAAUAUUACCGGCGAAGACAUUUAUUCCCGCAUUCGGGAUUGAUCCUCCGAGUAGAAUAUUUCUUUCCUUUCGGGUUCUGCUUUUUAAUUGUAAAAGAAGCUAUUUAUUCAUAACAAUUAUUUAUCGUACACAUAAUUUAUACUG